Messenger RNA from Aspergillus steynii IBT 23096, 585 nucleotides. RefSeq lists its product as uncharacterized. The transcript has a single exon. NCBI's taxonomy places the organism in Eukaryota, Fungi, Ascomycota, Eurotiomycetes, Eurotiales, Aspergillaceae. The record is from RefSeq and is a predicted model, not a curated record. The annotation marks the transcript as partial.
ACAAUUAUUUCUUCUUUUGCUGUGAUUCUGUCCCUCAUCGCCGCAACCUUAGCCAUAUCCAAGCACAUACCACACAAGGAUAGCCAGACAUUUCACUUCGAAUGCGGCGAGACGCCAUCCGAUGCAGCCCGCCUAGGGUGCAAAUUCGACCUAUCUGCCUUCGCGUGGGUACCACCCGCCUGCUUCGACGGCGAGAUGAUGGAAGACUUUCUCAACUCCAGCGAUUGGAAAUGGUCGCUGGACCGCGAAGGCCAACAAAUGGUGUCAGAGGAAUACGCCCGGACAGGGGACUUCGAGUAUCUCUACACCACAGCGACAUACCACGCCACACAUUGCAAGUACGCAUACAAGCGGCUCACUCGGGCGAUGUUAUUACGGGAUCAGAGCGGGAUUGAUGGGUACAUCGGGGGUAUUGGACACGUGGACCACUGUAUGCAUAUGAUUGAGAUGGCCGCCGCAGGGAAUACGGAUAUCUGGGGGACAGGUAAAGCAUAUACGAAGAUGGCCUCAUGUGGACAGGGGGUGUUUGAGUCAGGGAAUGGCUGGUUUGGAUGGGAUAAUGGACAGAAGAUUUGGGAGCUUCCU